Molecule: messenger RNA, 3063 nt
Organism: Arachis stenosperma
Lineage: Eukaryota; Viridiplantae; Streptophyta; Magnoliopsida; Fabales; Fabaceae
Exons: 11
Coding region: 1-3063 (1020 amino acids)
Source: RefSeq, a predicted model, not a curated record
AUGACUGAUAUUUUUAAUUUUAUUGCAAGCGGCAGAAUUACCACCAUCCCCCACCACCAACCUUUACCGCCACCCUGCACCGUCACCGCCACCACCACAAACCACGGCAUCUCCACCCCCACCACUCCCACCCUCACCGCCACACCCACCCUUUACCCCCACAGCCACCCCCACAACUCACGGCACUGCCACCCCACCACUCCGCAGCCCCAAUCCGCCACCACCUCCAUCUCUACCACACUACCACAAGCAUCCACCCCAACCUACACCUACACCUCCCCAAUCAUCACUACCACUAAGCAAUCUGUAGGUAGUGAGAAUGCUUUACAUGUGUCUGAAGGUGGUGGUAAACCUGUUCAACCUGAACAAUCUAGAGGUGUUCAACCUGAACAAGUUGGAGGUGCUGAAGUUGCUAUAGAUGUGUCUGAAGGUGUUGCUAAUAUUGGUCGUGAAGCUGUUCAACCUGAACAAUCUGGCAGUGGUGAAAAUUCGAUUAUCUCGCUUGCCUCGAGUUCUCUACAGCUGUUCAACCUGAACAAUCUGGCAGUGGUGAAAAUUCGAUUAUCUCGCUUGCCUCGAGUUCUCUACAGUGAAAUUGCUGGAGGUAGUGAAAAUACUAUACAUGUGUCUGAAGUAGGUGGUAAACCUGUUCAACUUGAACAAUCUAGAGGUGUUCAACCUGAACAAGUUGGAGGUGCUGAAGUUGCUAUAGAUGUGUCUGAAGGUGAUGCUAAUAUUGGUCGUGAAGCUGUUCAACCUGAACAAUCUGGAGAAUUACCACUAUCCCCCCACCACCAACCCUUACCGCCAUCCCGCACCCUCACCGCCACCACCACAAGCCACGGCAUCUCCACCCCCACCACUCCCAACCCCACCGCCACACCCACCCUUUACCCCUACAGCCACCCCCACCACUAUGCAGCCCCAAUCCGCCACCACCCCCAUCUCUACUAUACUACCACAAGCAUCCACCCAACCUACACCUAUACCUCCCCAAUCAUCACUAUCACUAAGCAAUCUGGAGGUAGUGAAAUUGCUGGAGGUAGUGAAAAUGUUAUACAUGUGUCUGAAGGUGGUGGUGAACCUGUUCAACCUGAACAAUCUAGAGGUGUUCAACCUGAACAAGCUGGAGGUGCUGAAGUUGUUAUAGAUGUGUCUGAAGGAGAUGCUAAUAUUGGUCGUGAAGCUGUUCAACCUGAACAAUCUGGAAGUGAAUUACCACCAUCCCCCACCACCAACCCUUACCGCCACCCCGCACCAUCACCGCCACCACCACAAAUCACAGCAUCUCCACCCCCACCACUCCCACUCCCACCGCCACACCCACCCUUUACCCCCACAGCCACUCUCACAACUCACGGCACCGCCACCCCACCACACCGCAGCUCCAGUGGUGGUGAACAUGUUCAACUUGAACAAUCUAGAGGUGUUCAACCUGAACAAGUUGGAGGUGCUGAAGUUGCUAUAGAUGUGUCUGAAGGUGAUGCUAAUAAUUGUCGUGAAGCUGUUCAAUCCGAACAAUCUGGAGGUGGUGAAAAUCCGAUUCUCUCGCUUGCCCCGACUUCUCUACAGACUGAUAUUUUUAACUUUAUUGCAAGAGGCAGAAUUUCCACCAUUCCCCCACCACCAACCUUACCGCCACCCCGCACCCUCACCGCUACCACCACAAGCCACGGCAUCUCCACCCCCACUACUCCCACCCCCACCGCCACACCCACCCUUUACCCCUACAGCCACCCCCACCACUCCGCAGCCCCAGUCCGCCACCCCCACCACUCCGCAGCCCCAGUCCGCCACCACCCCAUCUCUACUACACUACCACAAGCAUCCACCCUAACCUACACCUAUACCUCCCCAAUCAUCACUAUCACUAAGCAAUCUGGAGGUAGUAAAAUUGCUGGAGGUAGUGAAAAUGCUAUACAUGUUUCUGAAGGUGGUGGUGAACAUGUUCAACCUGAACAAUCUAGAGGUGAUGCUAAUAUUGGUCGUGAAGCUGCUCAACCUGAACAAUCUGGAGGUGGUGAAAAUCUGAUUAUCUCGCUUGCCCCAACUUCUCUACAGAAAUUUUUUGUCAAAUUACCACCAUCCCUCCACCACCAACCCUCACCGCCACCCCGCACCCUCACCGCCACCACCACAAGCCACGGCAUCUCCACCCCCACCACUCCCACCCCCACCGCCACACCCACCCUUUACCCCCACAGCCACCCCCGCAACUCACGGCACCGCCACCCCUACCACUCCGCAACCUCAGUCCGCCACCACCCCAUCUCUAACACACUACCACAAGCAUCCACCCCAACCUACAUCUACACUUCCCCAAUCAUCACUACCACUAAGCAAUCUGGAGGUAGUAAAAUUAUUGGAGGUAGUGAAAGUGCUAUACAUGUGUCUGAAGGUGGUGGUGAACCUGUUCAACCUGAACAAUCUAGAGGUGUUCAACCUGAACAAGCUGGAGGUGCUGAAGUUGCUAUAGAUAUGUCUGAAGGUGAUGCUAAUAUUGGUUGUGAAGCUGUUCAUCCUGAACAAUCUGGAUGUGGUGAAAACUCAAUUAUCUCGCUUGUCCCGACUUCUCUACAGAAUUACCACCAUCCCCCCACCACCAACUCCCACCGCCACCCCGCAUCCUCACCGCCACCACCACAAGCCACGACAUCUCCACUCCCAUCACUCCCACCCCCAACGCGACACCCACCCUUUACCCCCAUAACCACCCCCAAAACUCACGGCACCGCCACCCCCACCACUCUGCAGCCCCAGUCCGCCAUCAUCCCCAUCUCUACUACACUACCACAAGCAUCCACCCCAACCUACACCUACACCUCCCCAAUCAUUACUACCACUAAGCAAUCUGGAGGUAGUGAAAUUGCUGGAGGUAGUAAAAAUACUAUACAUGUGUCUGAAGGUGGUGGUGAACAUGUUCAACCUGAACAAGCUGGAGGUGCUGAAGUUGCUAUAGAUGUGUCUGAAGGUGAUGCUAAUAUUGGUCGUGAACCUGUUCAACCUGAACAAUAUGGAGGUGGUAAAAAUUUGAUUAUCUCGCUUGCCCCGACUUCUCUAUAG